CCCGAAAGAAUGGCUCCCGCAAAGAAGGGUGGCGAGAAAAAGAAGGGUCGUUCUGCCAUCAGCGAGGUGGUGACCCAGGAAUAUACCAUCAACAUUCACAAGUGCAUCCAUGGCGUGGGCUUCAAGAAAUGUGCCCCUCGGGAAUUCAAAGAAAUCCUGAAAUUUGCCAUGAAAGAGAUGGGGACUCCAGAUGUGCACAUUGACACCAGGCUCAACAAAGCUGUCUGUGCCAAAGGAAUAAGGAACGACCCAUAUCGAAUUCAUGUGCAGUUGUCCAGAAAACAAGACAAGGAUGAUGAUCCACCCAACAAGCUCCACACUCUGGUCAUCUAUGUACCUGUUACCACUUUCAAAAAUCUACAAACGGUCAAUGUGGAUGAAAACUAA
Molecule: messenger RNA, 387 nt
Organism: Tupaia belangeri chinensis (Chinese tree shrew)
Lineage: Eukaryota; Metazoa; Chordata; Mammalia; Scandentia; Tupaiidae
Product: 60S ribosomal protein L31
Exons: 1
Coding region: 10-387 (125 amino acids)
Biological process (GO): cytoplasmic translation
Cellular component (GO): ribosome; cytosolic large ribosomal subunit
Molecular function (GO): structural constituent of ribosome
Source: RefSeq, a predicted model, not a curated record